Molecule: messenger RNA, 1545 nt
Organism: Aspergillus novofumigatus IBT 16806
Lineage: Eukaryota; Fungi; Ascomycota; Eurotiomycetes; Eurotiales; Aspergillaceae
Product: putative GABA permease
Exons: 6
Coding region: 1-1545 (514 amino acids)
Biological process (GO): transmembrane transport
Cellular component (GO): membrane
Molecular function (GO): transmembrane transporter activity
Source: RefSeq, a predicted model, not a curated record
AUGCAGACAGCAUCCAAGGCGCCGAUGGCCUCACUUCAGGUGGAAGCAGGACACCACACGACCAGCACAGACGCAAAACACACGGGAACGGUAUAUGAUGACCAUGAUAUGCAGCGCAUGGGAAAGGUCCAGGAGCUAAAGAGAAACCUCCGCCCUUUGGCUGCAUUGAGUUUCGCGUCGGUACUUCAGGCAACGUGGGAGUUUAUUCUCAUAUCCAACACGCAGGGGUUGGCAAAUGGCGGACUCGCGGGCAUGGUGUGGUCCUAUGUGUGGACGUUUGUCGGGUUCGGCUUUAUCAUUGCUUCAUUGUCGGAGAUGGCUUCCAUGGCCCCGACCUCUGGUGGACAAUACCACUGGGUGUCCGAGUUUGCUUCGCCGCGAUACCAGAAAUUCCUGAGCUACCUCACUGGCUGGAUGUCCGUUCUAGCAUGGCAGGCUGGCUCUGCAUCAGGCUCUUUUCUGACCGGUACAAUUAUCCAAGGGCUCAUCAGCGUUCGCGAUCCAGACUACCAUCCGGAACGGUGGCAAGGAACGUUGUUCGUUUUUGCCAUGAUUGUGGUCAUCUACUUUUUCAACGUCUACGCCGCGGACAUGAUGCCUCUGUUCAAUAACCUGCUGAUGAUCUUGCAUAUCCUGUCCUGGACCGUGGUCGUGAUUGUACUGUGGGCCAUGGCGCCGCACCAAUCCGCCAAGGCCGUAUUCACGGAGUGGACGAAUAGGGGAGGCUGGUCUAGUAUGGGGCUGAGUGCCUUGAUCGGGCAGAUUUCUGCCAUCUACGCUUCGCUGAGCUCCGAUGCAACGGCACACAUGUCUGAGGAAGUCAAGGACGCAGGACGCUACGUUCCGAUUGCGAUCGCAUGGGGAUACUUUAGCAACGGCGUCAUGGCCAUUGUGGUGGUCAUCUCCUUCCUUUUUGCCAUUCCCUCAGUCGAAGACGCACUGGAAGACGACACCGGGUUCCCGUUCAUCUAUGUGUUCAAGAACGCCACGUCGGUCGCUGGGGUCAAUGGGUUGACGGCAAUUAUCCUCAUCCCCGUCAUCUUCAGCAACAUUCUCUUCAAUGCUUCCACAUCCCGGCAGACCUUCGCCUUUGCCCGGGAUAACGGACUGCCCUUCGCCAGCUGGAUCGCCAAAGUCGACCCGAAACGCAAAAUACCCGUGAAUGCGAUCGCCCUAUCGUGCAUAAUCAGCUGCCUCCUCUCUCUCAUCAACAUCGGCUCGCUAACCGCCUUCAACGCCAUUAUUUCCCUUAAUGUAGCAGCUCUCAUGUACACCUACAUCAUCUCCAUUAGCUGUAUUGUACACCCUGCCCCGCGGCGGUGGAAUCUCGGCCGCUGGGGUUUGACCAUUAAUAUCGUCGGAUUGCUGUACUGCAUGUUCGCACUGUUCUGGGCGUUGUGGCCAAGUGAAACCCCAGUCACAGUGGACAAUUUCAACUGGAGCGUGGUAAUCUUCGGGGGUGUGUUCGUCCUCAGUUUGGUCAUGUAUGCUGUCAAGGGGCGGAAGGGGUACUAUGGGCCAGUGGUGAUCGUCCGAAGGGAUUAG